This is a messenger RNA of Drosophila takahashii, 2401 nucleotides long. RefSeq names its product PBX homeobox extradenticle (gene exd). The record is from RefSeq and is a predicted model, not a curated record. Gene Ontology annotation, biological process: regulation of transcription by RNA polymerase II; embryonic organ development; animal organ morphogenesis. Gene Ontology annotation, molecular function: RNA polymerase II cis-regulatory region sequence-specific DNA binding; DNA-binding transcription factor activity, RNA polymerase II-specific. Gene Ontology annotation, cellular component: nucleus. Lineage: Eukaryota; Metazoa; Arthropoda; Insecta; Diptera; Drosophilidae.
UUAUUUUUCUGCGUAUACAGAACAUACUUUCCUUUCAUUGUAUUCCAAAAAAUAAUAUAUUUAUAUACUUGCGGAAGUUUACAACUGCAAAAAAUGUGUCGCUAAAUCAGAGUGGACCGAAUAUAAUAUAUGACCUGCUCGGCGAAUAUAUAAACAAAGGCAAUCACAAUAAAGGAAGGGAAAACCAAAUAAGUAUUUCUAUCUCGGGUUGAUAUUGUUCGGCGAGUCAUGGAGGAUCCAAAUCGCAUGUUGGCUCACACCGGUGGCAUGAUGGCUCCCCAGGGAUACGGAUUGUCUGGCCAGGACGAUGGCCAGAACACUGGCAGCGAGAACGAGGUGCGCAAGCAGAAGGACAUCGGCGAGAUAUUGCAACAGAUAAUGAGCAUUUCGGAACAAUCACUGGACGAGGCGCAGGCCAGAAAACAUACCCUCAACUGUCACCGGAUGAAGCCGGCCCUUUUCUCUGUUCUAUGCGAAAUUAAGGAGAAGACCGUCCUGUCGAUUCGCAACACUCAGGAGGAGGAGCCCCCAGAUCCGCAACUGAUGAGAUUAGACAACAUGCUGAUUGCCGAGGGCGUGGCCGGGCCCGAAAAGGGCGGUGGCGGAGCGGCGGCCGCCUCGGCAGCUGCGGCCAGCCAGGGCGGCUCGCUGUCCAUCGAUGGUGCCGACAAUGCCAUCGAGCAUUCCGACUACCGUGCCAAGCUGGCGCAGAUUCGUCAGAUCUACCACCAGGAGCUGGAGAAGUACGAGCAGGCAUGCAACGAGUUUACCACGCAUGUCAUGAAUCUUCUACGCGAACAGAGUCGCACGAGACCCAUUACACCAAAGGAGAUCGAGCGAAUGGUCCAGAUUAUACACAAAAAGUUUAGUUCCAUACAAAUGCAGCUGAAGCAGUCGACCUGCGAGGCCGUGAUGAUUCUCCGUUCGCGUUUCCUCGACGCUCGCCGCAAGCGCCGCAAUUUCAGCAAGCAGGCAUCCGAGAUCCUCAACGAGUACUUCUACAGCCAUUUGAGCAACCCAUAUCCAUCCGAGGAGGCCAAAGAGGAGUUGGCACGCAAGUGCGGCAUCACGGUCUCCCAAGUGUCCAAUUGGUUUGGCAACAAGCGCAUUCGCUACAAGAAGAACAUCGGCAAGGCACAGGAGGAGGCCAAUUUGUAUGCGGCCAAGAAGGCUGCCGGCGCUUCACCGUAUUCCAUGGCUGGUCCUCCGAGUGGGACAACCACACCCAUGAUGUCACCCGCUCCGCCGCAGGAUUCGAUGGGCUAUCCGAUGGGCUCGGGUGGCUAUGACCAGCAGCAACCGUACGACAACAGCAUGGGCGGUUACGAUCCAAAUCUCCAUCAGGAUCUAAGCCCCUGAGGAUCAGGGCUGUAAGUGAGAACCUGCUCCCAGUUGGAGAAUCCCUCGUACUACAGUUGCGGUCAAAAUAACUGCAUUGAAAAAAUCAAUCAAUCGAUCAUGCAGUUUCUUCUUUCUAAUUAUGUAAGUUCUCUUUUUCGUAACGAGGCGCGCGGUUUUUUCGUUUUUGCUGUAUUAAUUCUGCUGUCACACAGAUAAGUUUAAAAAAAAUUCCCAUAAAUUUAGAUAUAGUGAAUAGAAUAACAAUACGUAAUAGCUAGUUUGUGCUUGCUAGAUUUUGGUUCGUGGAAAACAGGAGCUCAUAUAAAAGAAAACAAUAUUAUAAUCAGUUGCGAGAGGUAGACAGAAAUCUCUUUAGGCAAAAUUCAGUUGAAAUUCUGUGGCAAGAGAUUUCUGUUUUCCUCUCGCUCCUGAUAAUUGUAUAUUGUUUUCUAUAAAUGAAAGAAUUUUAGCAGGAUAAUCCUGUAGUAAAAUAUCAAGAAAGCUUAAAAAAUCAAAUCAUACAUAUAUGCUUCCUUUCAUAUUUGAUUCAAAUGCAAAUGCAAAUGCAUGUUUGUAAAGUAAAUACGUAAUAAUUGGUUUAAGCAAUUAUAUUUUAUAACAUAACAAUUCGUAAAGGGAAAAUAAUCAAUGCAGAGACUUUAGCUUAUAUCCAUUAACCAUUGAGAAGAACGUAUUCAAGGAAACUCAAUUAAAAACUCGUGGUAUACGAAUAGUUUCACUAGGAACGGGGAGGCACAACAUUUCAGGGCUCUUAUUUUGACCGCAGCUGUGUAUAAAUAUAUUUUAAUACUAAUUAAUUUACCUACAUUUGCGGGUAUAUACAAAAAUAUUGCAUGUGUAAAUCAUACUAUGACGGUUCUUUUUGGCUACAGUACGUAUACGACGACAGCAAAAUAGUGUUUACUAAAUUUAAAUCUGUACGAAAUACGAAAUUUUUAACUACGAACAAUACGAAAAUACGAAACUAAACCAUGUAUACGAUGUAUAUCAAAUAAAUAAAUAAUACAUGUUGUUGUUAUCCGCACACGUCAAAACUAAA